AUGGACAGUACCACCUGGAGCCCCAUGACCAACGCCACUGCCUCACCCCUCGCGCCCCACGAGCGCAUCCGCAAUGCCGCCGACAUCUCUGUCAUCGUCAUCUACUUUGUGGUGGUGAUGGCUGUGGGGCUGUGGGCUAUGUUUUCCACUAAUCGUGGGACUGUUGGAGGCUUCUUCUUGGCAGGACGGAGUAUGGUGUGGUGGCCGGUUGGAGCAUCUCUCUUUGCCAGUAACAUUGGGAGUGGCCACUUUGUGGGGCUGGCGGGGACAGGAGCUGCUGCAGGCAUUGCCAUGGGAGGCUUUGAAUGGAAUGCCUUGAUUUGGGUAGUUGUCUUGGGCUGGGUGUUUGUUCCCAUUUACAUUAAGGCUGGGGUGGUGACAAUGCCAGAGUACCUGAGGAAGCGAUUUGGAGGCAAGCGAAUCCAGAUCUACCUCUCUAUUCUGUCCCUGUUACUCUACAUUUUCACUAAGAUCUCGGCAGAUAUCUUCUCUGGGGCCAUAUUUAUCAACAUGGCCUUGGGUCUUGAUCUUUACCUGGCCAUCUUUAUCUUAUUGGCAAUCACUGGCCUUUACACAAUCACAGGGGGCCUGGCAGCUGUGAUUUACACAGACACUUUGCAGACGGCCAUCAUGCUGGUGGGGUCUCUUAUCCUGACUGGGUUUGCUUUUCACGAAGUGGGAGGGUAUGAUGCCUUCAUGACAAAGUACAUGAACGCCCUUCCAACUGUGGUUACUGAUGGAAACUUCACCGUUAAGGAAGAAUGCUAUACACCAAGAGCUGACUCUUUUCACAUUUUCCGAGAUCCCAUCAGUGGAGAUCUGCCAUGGCCUGGGCUCAUCUUUGGGUUGUCCAUCCUUGCCCUGUGGUAUUGGUGCACAGAUCAGGUCAUUGUGCAACGCUGCCUCUCAGCCAAAAACAUGUCUCAUGUGAAGGCCGGCUGUAUCCUGUGUGGGUACAUGAAGCUGCUACCCAUGUUCCUUAUGGUGAUGCCAGGGAUGAUCAGCCGCAUUCUGUACACAGAAAAAGUUGCCUGCACCGUCCCCUCGGAAUGUAAGAAAUAUUGUGGUACUGAGGUUGGCUGUACCAACAUCGCUUACCCGACUUUGGUGGUGGAGCUCAUGCCUGAUGGACUGCGAGGUCUGAUGCUGUCAGUCAUGUUGGCCUCUCUCAUGAGCUCCUUAACCUCCAUCUUCAAUAGUGCCAGUACCCUCUUCACCAUGGACAUCUACACCAAGGUCCGAAAGGGAGCAUCUGAGAAAGAGCUUAUGAUUGCAGGAAGGUUGUUCAUCCUGGUGCUGAUAGGUAUCAGCAUUGCCUGGGUACCCAUUGUGCAGUCAGCACAAAGUGGGCAGCUCUUCGAUUACAUCCAGUCCAUUACCAGUUACUUGGGACCACCCAUUGCAGCUGUCUUCCUGCUUGCUAUUUUCUGCAAGAGAGUCAAUGAGCAGGGAGCCUUUUGGGGACUGAUCAUAGGAUUUCUGAUUGGGGUGUCCCGUAUGGUGACUGAAUUUGCCUAUGGAACUGGGAGCUGCAUGCAGCCCAGCAACUGUCCCACGAUUAUCUGUGGAGUGCACUACCUAUACUUUGCCAUCAUCCUCUUUGUCAUUUCUGUCGUCAUCAUCCUGGUUGUCUCUCUCUUCACCAAGCCAAUUCCAGAUGUGCAUCUCUACCGCCUGUGUUGGAGCCUACGCAACAGCAAAGAGGAGCGUAUUGACUUGGAUGCUGGAGAAGAGGACAUCCAAGAAACCCCAGAGGAGACCCUUGAUAUAGAAGUUCCUGAGGAGAAAAAAGGAUGCUUCAGGCGUGCCUAUGACCUAUUCUGUGGCCUGGACCAGCAGAAGGGCCCCAAGAUGACAAAGGAAGAGGAGGAAGCUAUGAAGCUGAAGAUGACAGACACCUCAGAGAAACCUUUCUGGCGAACAGUAGUGAACAUUAAUGGCAUCAUCCUGCUGUCUGUGGCAGUUUUCUGCCAUGCAUUUUUUGCCUGA
Canis lupus familiaris (dog) is the source of this 1989-nucleotide messenger RNA. RefSeq names its product solute carrier family 5 member 1 (gene SLC5A1). The transcript has 15 exons. The record is from RefSeq and is marked provisional. Gene Ontology annotation, cellular component: plasma membrane. Gene Ontology annotation, molecular function: D-glucose:sodium symporter activity. Bases 1 to 1989 code for a protein of 662 amino acids. Gene Ontology annotation, biological process: sodium ion transport; transmembrane transport. NCBI's taxonomy places the organism in Eukaryota, Metazoa, Chordata, Mammalia, Carnivora, Canidae.